Molecule: messenger RNA, 1641 nt
Organism: Dama dama (fallow deer)
Lineage: Eukaryota; Metazoa; Chordata; Mammalia; Artiodactyla; Cervidae
Gene: GDPD3
Product: glycerophosphodiester phosphodiesterase domain containing 3
Exons: 10
Coding region: 634-1590 (318 amino acids)
Biological process (GO): glycerophospholipid catabolic process
Cellular component (GO): endoplasmic reticulum membrane
Molecular function (GO): phosphatidylcholine lysophospholipase A1 activity; phosphoric diester hydrolase activity
Source: RefSeq, a predicted model, not a curated record
CUAGACUCCUGGACAGAGUGGGGUCUUCUUGUUCGGUCACUAAUUCGUGUCCAGCUCCUUGCGACCUCAUGGAAUGCAGCCUGCCAGGCUCCUCUGUCUUCCACUCUCUCGCGGAGUUUGCUCCAAUUCACGUCUGUUGAGUCGGGGUCAGUUUCCCCCUUAGUCAUUAUCUUGUCCCUUCUCUAAUGGCUUCCUGUCUAACUGGCUGGAGGUGAUUCUAGAGUGACUCAGGGACACCCUGCACACCCCCAGAUUCUCUGGAAACGGCAGGGGGUGUAUAUAUACUCUGGCAACAGGCACCAGUGGGAAGGAGGAGUGUAGUAGUGGACCUGCUAGGGGGAGGGUGGACUUCAUUUCCCCGGUGUGGCCACGGAGACAGGGAGGCUGGGCUGUGCGAAGGGCCUGGGGUACGAGGCCCAGAGCUGCCUGGUCUCUUCUCCUACCUCUACCCCAUCCCCAGCUCAGCCCUGCAGCCUGGCCUCUGGCCAGCAGCAGGCUCAGCAGGUCCCCAGGGGUGUGGUGGCGGCUGGUGGUGGAGCCAGCCUACAUCAGCCAGGCAGUCAGUGAAGCAGCACAGUCCACUGGGAAAAGCUGAGCUCCGCGGCUGCCGGAGCCUGGAGAGGCGGCGUGGCCAUGAGCCCUCUGCUCUACUACGCCCUGCCCGCCCUGGGCAGCUAUGUCAUGCUGUCCUUCUUCUUCCUGCGCCGACCUCGCCUGCUACACACACCGUGGGUUCCAGCCUUCCGUCCCCGCCUGGGGGCCCACCGUGGAGGAGCUGGAGAACGCCUAGAGAACACCAUGGAGGCCAUGGAGAAUGCCAUGGCCCAGCGAGCAGACCUCCUGGAGCUUGACUGCCAGCUGACUCGGGACGGCGUGGUGGUGGUGUCACACGACAAAAACCUGUCCCGCCAGACAGGUGUGAACAGGGAUGUGGACAGCCUGAACUUCGAGGACCUGCCCCUCUUAAAGGAAGAGCUAGAGGUCUACUUCUCACCGGGCCGCUUUGCGCGCGGGGCCGACCGGCACAUGGUACGUCUAGAGGACUUGUUCCGGAGGUUCCCGCGGACGCCCAUGAGCGUGGAAGUCAAAGAGCGAAAUGAAGAGCUCAUUCACAAGAUAGCAGGCCUGGUGAGGCACUACGACCGCAACGAAAUCACCGUCUGGGCCUCAGAGAAGAGCUCCAUCAUGAAGAAAUGCAAGGCUGCUAACCCUGAGAUGCCCACCUCCUUCACACUGAGCCGAGGGUUCUGGGUGCUCCUGUUCUAUUACCUGGGGCUGCUGCCCUUCAUCUCCAUCCCCGAGAAGUUCCUCAUCUGCUUCCUGCCGACCAUCAUCAACAGGACCUACUUCCCGUUUUCCCGCUCAAGGCUGAAUCAGCUGGCGGCUGUGGUUGCCAAAUGGCUCAUCAUGAGGAAGAGUCUGAUCCAACAUCUGCAGCAGCGAGGGGUGCAGGUGGUAUUUUGGUGCCUUAAUGAAGAGUCAGACUUCGAAGUAGCCUUCAACCUGGGGGCCACUGGCGUCAUAACUGAUUACCCAACACUCCUGAGGUGCUACUUGGACAGCCGUGGACCACCUGCCCUGGCUUCCUAACCUAGAGGUUCCUCACCCUCUCCUCUGUUUCUCUUCCCCAAUAAAUAUAUU